CCUCCCUGAAUGCGCAGCUGCUUACGUCUUGUCGCCCACCCGUGGACCUGCAUGCAUGCAUGUAAUAUAGGUAACCUUCAGGGUCAGGGCUAACUUCGACAUUCCACUCGAUCACACGCUCUUUACCUCACUUCCAAUCCACUCGCUUUGCGUAGAUUACGCCCUCUACACCUGUAUCGCUUCACAGAUACGGCAACACAACACAGAAAGGUCAAUGCAAUAAGCUCAUAAGCCCACAAGCUCAUAAGCCAAUAGGCUCAUAGUCAAGCUGCCUCUGUCCUACCGACGCCCAUCCACCAAAUGACUUCAUGACGAGCAUCAGCAGUGUGCCGUCAUCAACGACUACGUCCCCUUCAAGGUCUACAGUCCCCCAUAACACGCCUGGCGCUGCUCUAAAGGGUGCCUCCACGGCCUUUGCAAAGCCACCACUGAAACCAAAGCCAACCUUUCCGAACUAUGCGGGGGCCCAUGGAGCACUCAUAGCUGCUACAAAAGCCGGUUCGCAACAGAGCUCGCCUACAUACAACCCUUCAUUCGUGGGAUCAUUGUCACGACAGAGUACAGGAAGCAGCACAAGACAUUCAACCGCAAGCCCCUCUCCGUCGCGAUGGCAACCCCGAAAUCCUUCGUCAACAGAUAUGCUACACCUCCCGGUCGAUCCGGCAGCCAGUAGGACCAUUUCUCCUUCCAAUAUUGCGGCCACGCUGGCAGCAGCCAGACAUACUCCUAUGGUUCAUAAGCUACAACAGAAACCUAGUCAGACACACCGUGCGGGCGAAGAUAUGAGGGAUACAAUGCGUGGCGCACAUAGCGCUGCACAGAAGGCAGCAGCGCAUAAGAGUUCUUCCGAUGUCAUCAGACAGCAGGAAAUCGCAUCACAAGGCAGCAUCACCUUGCCGCCGCCUCCACAAGAGAAACCCACCGACGAGACAUCUAUACCUCCAACAUCUGCGCUAGUGAAAAUGUUCGAGCAAGCUAGAUCGACUAAUGGUUCUGAUGGUUCCAAGUCUGAUACGCCAGGUACGGAGGAAAACACCGUUCCUCAACCAGUGAUACUCUCGCCAACUCCACGAAGGACAUUCUCCAUCAAGAAGGUGGAAGAUGAGAGGAGCGUUCGCGAGGCAGCUAAAGAAGUCAACCAGUCAAUGACGGGUAGUUCAGCCCCGGCCCCGGCCCCUAAGCCGCAGCGGCUGUCGUCGAUAAAGAGUAUGAACAGUGAGAAACAGGCAGCUUCGCAGAAAAAGGUACUACCGACGCGCCACGUCCCCCAAUCCAAUCCAAUAAAUAUAUCAGCACUUCGACCUGCCACAGAUGGAGGGGAGCAGAUAUCGCCUGUCUCAUCUUACGCUUCUGCCGCCGAGACUGUCGACGAGGUCCAGGAAACGCACGUACCAAAGUCAAAACCAGAACCUCGUCCACCGCGGAGGGUACGACGGUCACAAACCGCUCUAGGGACAGCAACGUCCGUCAGUCCAUCGAAACUCAUGCCACAUAGAUUGAACAGACAAAAUUCCCUUCAGCGCCAAAUGACAGCCGAGCCAUACAUGCGACCAACGUCCGUUCCAAACUCUGCCUAUGGCCGCGAAAAUCUCCAACGUAUCACGGCCCACAUGACCGGCGACUCUCUCGCCAACGCGAUCGUUGGCGCCGCCCUCGCAUCAUCGAAGAAUCCCUCCCGCCAAAUCUCCCCGGCCCGGGCCGCCGCACCUCCUCUACCCCGUCGCCACGAAAGGCCAGGCCACAUGCACCACACCUUCUUUGGUCACAAGUCGCGGACGCCAAGUCCCAUCAAGCAACCUGGAAAGCUGCGCCAGACCAUGCGCAAAGAUGAGAGCUCGGAAUCCAGCUCUGACGAUAAUCAUCACAAGCGCAAGGGAAUGUUUCGGCGCAAACACCCAAACAAGCACCACGAAGGUGCGCGCAAGCGCUGGCGCGAUGCCAUUACAAUACACGAGCGCAAGCGCUACGAAGGUGUAUGGGCGGCCAACAAAGGGUUGCUUAUCAGUCCCGCGACCAUCGAGCCGCAUAAACGCUUUGGGGAUGAAUCGGCAGACGUCCUGGAUCUCGUGGUCAGGGACAUUUGGGCCAGAAGUCGGCUGCAGGACCACGUGCUUGAAGAGGUGUGGGAUCUGGUAGAUUCAAGAAAAGUUGGCAGGUUGACGAAAGAAGAGUUUGUGGUGGGCCUAUGGUUGGUGGAUCAGAGGCUUAAAGGGCGAAAGUUGCCGACCCGGGUUGGGGAGAGUGUGUGGGCGAGUGUGACUGGGGCCGGUGUCAAGAUCAGGUAUAAGAAGUAGAGAGGUGGAAAAAGGAGGUACUGCAUUGGGAUGGCGUUUGAGCCGGGUAUGGCACUUGAAUCUGGACGCGAGGUGUAACGAUACCCUAGAUAUAGAUCCAGACACCGCAUGCCUGACACCUUCAGGACACGGGCAGGUGGACUCGCAAGACUUUUUUUUAAACUUUUCGCGUUCACAGAACUCUUCAUCUGUUAUCUCAUUCAUCAUCUCCGAUAUGCGUA
Molecule: messenger RNA, 2515 nt
Organism: Pseudovirgaria hyperparasitica
Lineage: Eukaryota; Fungi; Ascomycota; Dothideomycetes; Acrospermales; Acrospermaceae
Exons: 1
Coding region: 309-2294 (661 amino acids)
Molecular function (GO): protein binding
Source: RefSeq, a predicted model, not a curated record